ACCGACGUAGUCGGAAAACCCGCAGCCUGAUGUCAAAAUGGCAUUGCAUUGGCUGUCCCUUGUCCAUAGGGAGCCGUUGCUGACCGAUAACCAGGUGUUGUCAGUUUUGCGCUCGUCAGAAGCAGCUGUUUCGAUUUGAACUCUGAAGACAAGACAGACUGGGGAUAAACCACUAACCGACUGCUCAGAUGCUCGGAGUUGGACGACUGCCACUUAUUUAAACACCUCGAAGAGUAGAACUAGAGAGCACUCAACUCGAGGGAUUCCAGAGUAACAGAAAUAUGGAUUUGUUUGGGGUUCUGAAUUUGGACGAAGUGUCCCAUGGACUGGCUGGUCUCUCCAUGUUUCCAUACUUUGAGACGGCGCAUUACAUUGUCUCAGUGAUGGCACUGCGAGAACAGCCAGGAGCCCUGGAGGUGGCGCGGAGGAGCCCGUUUGCCUGCUGGUUCAGUUCCAUGCUCUACUGCUUCGGAGGGGGCAUUCUCUCCGGUUUCAUGAUGGCUGAGGCCCCCAUAGCCUUCCUGUCCAACAGCACCAGRGUUCUCAUGGCCUCUGUCAUAUGGUACCUGGUGUUCUACUGCCCCCGGGACGUGGUGUACUCCUGUACCGCCCUCUUCCCCCUGCGUCUGGUGCUGACGGGUAUGAAGGAGGUGACCCGCACAUGGAAGGUCCUGGGCGGUGUGGCUCAGGCACACAGCAAGUACAAGGAUGGACUGCUGGUGAUGAUCGCUAUAGGAUGGGCUAAAGGUGCUGGAGGGGGUCUGAUCAGUAACUUUGAGCAGCUGGUACGAGGAGUCUGGAAGCCAGAGACCAACGAGCUUCUCAAGAUGACCUACCCCACUAAGGUCACCUUGAUAGGAGCGGUGCUGUUUGCCCUGCAGCAGAACCAGUACCUUCCUGUCCAGAAACAGCACCUCAUGCUGAUCUACACUGUCUUCACCGUCGUCAACAAGACAAGGAUGAUGCUGACCGGCUCCUCUUCCUCACCCUUUGCUCCCAUCGAGUCUGUCGUAUACAGCACAUUCUUCGCUGGUCCGUCACCAUCCUCAUAUACCACCCUCACCACGGAGACCGAGACCCUUGUAGUGAAGAAGCCGUCCACAGCCACUAAGAAGAGCAUCAAAGAGGCCUGUGAGYGCCUGAACGGCACGGCCCCAGGCUCCCCGUCCAAGACUGCUGCACACAAGAGGGGAAAGGGCUCCCCGAAGAAGGCCAAAGAGCAACCGGAAAGCACUGGAACGGAGAGCAAUAAGAAGAGUGACUAGUGACUGUGUACUGUACUAUAUAGAAAUAUAGUCUAUAGAAUGGACAGCCACUUAGCACACUGGAAUUUGACUGGUAAAGGCAUGGGUACACUUAAUAUGGCUGCCAGUCCACCCAUUGUUAGUACAUUGACUUSAAUGGGGAUGUCGAUUCUAUCAAUUAUAUUUCUAUGCUGUAAUGCCCUCCUUAUCCUGGCUAGGGCAAUCUAUCCUCCUUGUCCUGUGACACCGUCAUCCUGUGAUAGGUCCCAAUUUGCUCACUACCCCCACCCCCUUGGUCCUAACACUUUGUGUGUAGAUCUGUAAGGUGUAAGCAAUAUGGUGAAAGCUUCACCACUACUUAUAUAUACUUAUCCAGAUCCUUCAGAUCUUCAAACAUCAAUUAUGGCUAGGGUUGGAAAAUUCCUGCAACUUUCAAUAAAUUCCCUGGUUUUCCCGAAAUCCCAGUUGGAGGAUUCCUGGAAUCAGGGAAUAAGCAGGAAAUCUGGACUCCUCCAACCAGGACUUCUGAAAAGCCAGGGAAAUUAUUGAAUUUUUGCAACCCUAGUUAUGGCCAAGCAGGAGGAAAUUGGGGACRGGCUGAAUGAGUGCAAAUAUAAUCUAUGCUGAUUUUAAUAUUUAUACAGUAAAUGUAUCUAUAUUUUACUAUUUUAUAUUAAAGUUUGAAUAAUCCUUUUCUAAUUAUGCAUUGAUUAAUACAGUUUUUACUAAGGGAUAAAUACUGUCCAUGAUGCUGA
Messenger RNA from Salvelinus sp. IW2-2015, 1999 nucleotides. RefSeq names its product transmembrane protein 38B (gene tmem38b). Gene Ontology annotation, molecular function: identical protein binding; potassium channel activity. Gene Ontology annotation, cellular component: membrane. Gene Ontology annotation, biological process: potassium ion transmembrane transport. Lineage: Eukaryota; Metazoa; Chordata; Actinopteri; Salmoniformes; Salmonidae. The record is from RefSeq and is a predicted model, not a curated record.